UUAUCUGCGAAUAUAUUUCGCGCCAUGUUCGAUUUCUGAGGUUUUGUUGAGAAAAAAACACAAGAUUGGAGACUUUGACAUUUCAUAUGGUCUGUUUCGUCAUUUUACUAGACAGAGAACAGUUAUAAAGGACCAGGAGAUGUUUCAUUGGAGGCUUUUAUAGUGGAGAUAAAAGGUUUUGUAAUGUGAGGAGCAGUGUAUUGUUCAGGAUGUAGGAAUGGAAAGGAUAUAAGAAUGGGAAGACUGAACGAUUAAGGGGUUAUUGGAAGAAAGAUUCUGCAAAUGCCAAAGAAAAGUUACACAAAGAUUAACAAAAGAUCUAGUGAUGUGGUGGAGAAGCAAGCCAUGGAUAGUCCUGUAAAACACGCUGGUUCUCCAAGCAAUGGAGAAGCUUUUGAAUUCCCUUUAACCAAAAAACGAAAGUGUAGCAAUGAUCAAGAAGAAGGGGGAAAGAGUACCCAAAUGGUAUCGCUAGAAUCAGUGGCUGGUAAUGAGAUGACAGAGUCACCUGAAAGUAAUAAAAAACAGUCUGGUCGUAAGAAGCAUAAAAAGCCUGAGCGUAAGGGAUCGCAAAGGAAACUUGGUUUUCAAUCUGACCUUUGUAAAAAGGAAGGUGUCACUCGUGGUAGUGCUGGGCAAAGCACUUGCGAAUAUAGUGACGUGAGAGUGUUACCCAAACAAGAUGACGCAAGAGAUAUACCCGAACAGGCUGAUAGGAGAAAGUUAACUCAGACUGUUAUUACCCAUGCCAAAGAUCAAAAGGGUCAAAAUCAGGGAUCAAAAUCAAGUGCAAUCAGUAACAAAAAAUCUAAGCAACAAAAAGUGACACAGGACGGAGAAUCUCACAGAAAAAACCUUGACUCUUGUGUUGUUGUAGUUAGAUUCAAUGAAGAUAAAAACAUUGCUGCUGGUUCAAAGCCCAUAGAUCAAGCUAAGCCAUGUGAGACAGGAUCUUGUAAGAGUGAGGAGAGUUCAGAUGAUGAUCUCAUGGAAGGACCUCUCUCAAGCCCAAGUAAAGUGAGCCUUGAGCUGAAUGAUGUGGUGUGGGCGAAGCUUGGCAGAGAACCCUUCUGGCCAGCGCAGAUCAAGCGUGUUCAAGGGAAGAAAAGUAACUGCAAAAGAUAUGUGAAGUUUAUUGGUUAUUCUUCUCAGACUUAUAUUGCUGUAAGACAGCUAGAACCAUUCAGUACAGACAAGAGAGAACAGUUUAUAGAAGAAGGGGAGAAAUUUUGCAGAGAAAAGUUUAAAAAGGCCCUCAUAGAUGCAGAGGAUAUUGUCAGAAAAAAGGCGCUUGGUAUUAGUGUUGAAUCUGAAGAGGAAGAUUAUCAGCUUGUUGACUUCCAGGAUGUUUCAAAUACACUUAUUCCUGACAUGUCACACUUUAGCGCAGAAACGAUGAAAAAUGAUGAAGAAGGCGAUACUACCCCCAGAAAAUCGUCAAGGCAGCGCAAGCAGGUAUGCCAGUACUCGCUGGACAUUCUGCCAUACAUUCGUCAAUCCAAGCCAAUUUUAAGACAGAUAUUUGAAGGAAAGAAAUACAGUGAGCGUCAUGACAUAUUCCGAAAUGGGAGCCAAAAACAGCGGGACAAGCUAAAAAGGCGGUCUGGAUUUGGCCCUGUCACAGAUGACGAUGUGCAACAUGACAUCAUGGAAAUGCUGAGAGAGUUUUACCAGGAGCUUGAUGAUAACCGCUUUGCUGAGACCUCUUAUGUAUCUGAUGUAAUGCUUCCCGAGGCAAUGAUUGCUGCCAUUCACUUUCGUGAUGGUUUGUCACUGAUGAGGGCAGAAGAAAUGUAUAUGAGUUUGUAGAUAAGCACAAGAUAGAUAAGGGGGUCCCCCUGAGUUAAGCCCCCAUCAUGCAUUGCCCUAGAUCUUCUUCCCAUCAGGCCUUGCCUUACCUCCCCUACCCAUCAUGCAUUGCCUUACCCCCCUAACCACCAUGCAUUGCCUUGCCUCCCAUAACCCAUCAUGCACUGCCUUGCCUCCUAUAACCCACCAUGCAUUGCCUUGCCCCCCAUAACCAUCAUGCAUUGUCUCACCUCCCCUAACCAUCUUGCAUUGCCUUGCCUCCAAUACCCGUCAUGCACUGCUUCACCCACUACCCAUCAUGCACUGCCUUACCUCACCAAACCCUUUGUACAUUUCCUUAUCAAACGGAGAUGAGUCACUACUGUAAUGACCGUUUACUUUGCACUGUUAUCAACACUCAAUGACUAUCAUUCAUUCUGAACAUGAAUCAAAUAAUUAUGACACAGGGCUGUAGCAGAGGGUGUUGCACUGGGGGCAUAUGCCCCCCGCCCUCAUUAUCAUUAAAGAUUAUAAGGAAAUGAACAGAAGGGGCAUGGCUGUGCCCCCCAAUACUUUUCUGUUUCUGUAUUGUUUCCCCCUCCCCAAUCUUACGUGGCCUGUUAUGGCGGUGUUACCAAAUCCAAUAACCUAAUCUCAUGUUCAGUGAAAUUGAGCUUUUCUUUUUCGCGAAAGGACACAAGGGUAGCGCGCAGGUGACCAUUGCACUAGCAAUUUUGUCGCGCGACAAAGCUGCGAUUUUCAAUCGAUUUUAACGCAACAAAACAACGCAUGUAGGAAGUCUGCAAAUUCACGGUGAUUUCACUGCGAAGAGUUAUAGAUUUAUCGCAAAUAAUUCGGGCAUGUUCGAAACAUUUAUGCAAAUCGAUGCAAUCUUUACACAAUGCUUUUUGAUUUAUAAGUAACUCAAAUUAUCCUUGUUUUCGACAAGGACUGGCAUAAAAAUCGCGCGCCAAAAUUUGCUAGUGUUUAAAGGUCUCGAUCUCAACGAGCGACAGUUUAGGCAGGAUUACAUUUUCUCUCUCUCUCACUCUACAACUCCCAAUCGCCAAUGCAAACGUGAUGCAGCAUCCACGAUUUUGUGUGGCAGCGAUAUCGCACCGGUUACGAACAUGUUUGAAAUCUGUACAAAUAAAUACAAAAAGCCCAAAUAGUCGUGUUCGUAAACCAGAAGAAUGAAUACAAUACCCCAAAAACUGGAAUUCGAAUCUGCCAUAUUUUCGUCUUUAAUAAGAAUUCUUAGGGCAGACUGAAGAAGUCUUAUUAAAGACGAAAAUUUGGUAGAGUCGAAUUCAAGUUUUUGGUGUAUAUUAUUUUGAAAUCUGUACGAUAUCGCUGAUCGCAUUGCGAGAAAACUUGCCGCGAUAGAUGGGACAAAAAAAUUGCAUCAAAGGUCGCAAGUGUAACACGGCCGUUAGGAAGAGUCGGACUCUCAUUGAAUCUUCAAGGGAAUGAAAAAAACCCUUGCGUGUGGCCUUCCUUUUUUGGUAUUGCUGUAAUGUUGAGUAUGUGACCAUAGUUAAUGCCUAACAAAUCAAUAAAAGAGUAAUAUUAAAUGAG
Nematostella vectensis (starlet sea anemone) is the source of this 3366-nucleotide messenger RNA. RefSeq names its product PWWP domain-containing DNA repair factor 3A. The record is from RefSeq and is a predicted model, not a curated record. The transcript is spliced from 11 exons. The coding region runs from base 283 to 1809 and encodes 508 amino acids. Lineage: Eukaryota; Metazoa; Cnidaria; Anthozoa; Actiniaria; Edwardsiidae.